Messenger RNA from Cornus florida, 1035 nucleotides. RefSeq names its product RING-H2 finger protein ATL54-like. Lineage: Eukaryota; Viridiplantae; Streptophyta; Magnoliopsida; Cornales; Cornaceae. The transcript has a single exon. Gene Ontology annotation, biological process: protein ubiquitination. The record is from RefSeq and is a predicted model, not a curated record. Bases 177 to 1016 code for a protein of 279 amino acids.
CUUCCUUCCACCGAAACAUUGAAAGAGAAAUGUUAAUUUAAUUAACACAGCUAGCAACAGCAACAAAGCAAAAAUUAAGAAUUAUCAACUCUCUUGUGUUUUUUCUUUUUUGUUUCUCUCCAAACAGAACUUAACACACCUUCCUUCCUCCCCCUCACCCCCUCUCUGCAAUUUCCAUGAAGCACAGAAAACUAUAUCCAGCUAUAACUGGAAUGAACCAAACUGACUGUCCAGAUUAUUGUCUCUUAAACUGCCUCUAUGGUUGCUCUGAAUUCCCUGACGAUUCCAUGAUACCGCCGCCGCCGCCGCCUCGCUCAGACAGUCAGAGCAGCCACAUACCGCCCCACACGGUAAUCAUACUCGCCUUGAUCACCGGCUUCUUCUUUGUGGUCUGCUGCUACUUGAUCAUUGUUAGGUAUUGUUCCAGAUUGAAUCUUUUUGGUGCACCACCAACCCAUUCAGAUGGACAAGAAGAGGAGUUUGUGGAUGAAAAUCAGGGACCGCCAAUUGAUCAUCACAUCUGGUACAUCUCCACCGUUGGCCUCCAACCAUCAAUCAUCAAUUCAAUCACAGUCUUCAAGUUCAAGAAAGGAGACCAUUUGAUCGAAGGGACUGAUUGUUCGGUAUGCUUGAGCGAGUUUCAGGAAGGUGAUACUCUUCGGCUACUACCCAAGUGUAGUCAUGCAUUUCACAUUCCUUGUAUCGAUACUUGGCUGAGGUCACACACCAAUUGUCCAUCGUGUCGUGCUGCUGUAGUGUCUAACACUGUGAGUACUACUACUUCAGCUUCAAAUGAUCAGAUUGCUCAUGGUUUAAGUUCAAAUGAAGAUACCCAAAUGGAGAAUUCGGAGAAUUAUGGUGAAUUGAAUAACAAUUCGAUCACUGGUGGGGUGGUUUGUGAAAACAGGGUUGGUACAGAGGACGAAUUGGAAUUAGAAUUACCACAGGUGGAUGAGGAAAGGAAUGAUUUUCAUAAUUCAAAGGAGGUUGUAAAUUCUAAUGGCCAUGGUGUUUAAUUUUCGGGUGUCAUUGACU